AUGAUAAAAGAAAAAUAAAAAAUUAGGAAUCAAUUUCAUUGCUAUACUAAAGAUUACUCAAUUACUUUAUUCUUUCUCUUCCAAUUAAUAAUUAAUAUACUUGCAGUUACUUAUGAUGCAAGAAGACAACUAUAUUCGGUAGUCAUUUGUUCGAUUAAUGGAUUUCUUGCUUUGUAAUAAUUAAUUCUGCCAAAAGAAAAGGCUAUCCUCUAUUAAUAAAUUUGCAUAUUAGUGAGUAAAGUAGCGACAAUUGUGCUAAUAAUUAUUGUCGGCCCUGAUUUAUCUAUUUUAAUAAUAGCCUUAUUCGAGCGUUUAGAUUUAAUAACAUCUGGGAAAGGUACAUUUAAAUAAUUUGAUCACAUCCUCUUGCGAUUUAUAACCCUGAUCAUAAUGAUAUUUAAUUUUAAUUUGUUUUUAACAAUAACACUUUCGUACUCCAUUUUGAUUGAAAUAAAUAAACUCAUAUUAGAAAGAUCGACUUAAAAUAAAUAAAUACAUUACAACACUACCAGUAGUUAUCAAAAUACAAUUAAAGCGUCAGACUAAGAAUGGAAUUAUCGUUUAAAUUUGAUUCCCCAAUGCUUUAUGGUGAUAAAUUUGCCGAGUCUUAAGGUUACUUAUAAAAAUAACUAUCUUUACACUUAUUUUAAACAAUGCUACGAAAAUGAUGACUAGUUAGAUGAGUUGAUAUUGCACAAAUUGCAAUUCAGUGUAAUAUAGGAUAAGAUUGAUAAAAUCAAGCAAUUUUUCGAUAAACCCAAAAUCAACUAGAGAUAGGUGAAGAAACAAUAAUUAUGGCAAUAUAAAAGUGAUUCAAUUUCUCUUUAAUAAUAAUCGCCAUAAUAAAAAUAAGAAUAAUCAAAGGGUGGCGACUCUUUGGAAUUCCUAACCACUUCUCAGUAUUCCAUCUUUGAUAUUUUAACAAAUCUCAAACAAAACAAUGUUUCUGAUUAAUAACAACUUAAUAGUCACGUUGAGAUCUACUCGGAUCAAAGUUGGCAAUCAAUUACUAUAAAUUAUAAUUAUUCUUUUUCGCCAAAAAAACUAUAAUUAUCAGGUUAAAUCAUAUUCUCUGAGCAAGAAGGAGAAGUGUUACUAACUCUGACCGAUAUUUCAAAAUAAAAUGAACUGUAAGAAUUGAUUUCUAAUUCUGAGUUUAAAUCUAAGAUCAUAGAGUCUUUUUCACACGAAUUAAGAACUCCAUUGAAUAGUGCUCUCAAUUUUCUAGUGUCUUGCCAUUACGAUAAAGAUGUCUAGGAGUCGGUUAAAGAAGAUUAUUUAUAACCAGCAAUCAACUCCUUAAAAUUGCAAUCCUACAUUAUUAGUGACAUAAUAGAUUUAUCAUAAAUUUCAACCAAUAAUUUUAUACAAUCUGUAAGCGAAUUUUCUAUUAGACGAUUACUUAACGAGAUAAUCUUUUUAUUUAAAACCUAAUUUGAAAUGAAAAGAAUAGAACUAAAGAUAAACUUGCUUGAAUGUACCACUUCCAAAUUUACAUCUGACUACUUAAGGCUCAUUUAAAUCAUCGUUAAUCUAUUACAGAAUUCCUUAAAAUUUUCAUCGGAAGGAGUUGUCGUAUUGCAAUUGUCAACCACUUAAAAUUAAGGCUUAAGAGUCUGUGUCUCUGAUCAAGGCAUAGGCAUAGACAACGAUCAUCUUAAUUAAUUACAAUUACUUUUAUAAAAUAUUGAGCAGUACAAAGAUAUUUAAUUAAAUAAGACAUGGUAAGGAUUUGGUUUACUAAUUUCUGCCAUACUAGUUAACUAAUUAGCACCAAAGGAGAAUAAAUUUUUAUAGAUUCAUUCCUCUGGCCAAUAUUAAGGAUCACAAGUCUGGUUUUACGUUGAAAAUUAACACAGAAUUGAGAGACCUAGAUAAAACACCUUGAGAUAGAGUUCCUCUAGAUUCUAGAGUUCUCAUGAUGAGUAGAUCUUUAAUCUAGAAAUUAAUUGUGCAAUAUUUUAGGCAACAGAUUUCAGCAACAUAGCUUUAUCGAAGUAAUCUAAUUAAUAUGGUAAGAGAAAAGAAUUUGUUAAAAAUGAUUUCAACUGCACUGACAGUUAAUCAUUUGAAUCUUUAUAAUUCAAAUAUGGGUAACUGUCACCUCUCUCACCUUCAUUGAUCACAGACAAAUUAUUUAAGUAUUCAAAGUAAGAUGAUUUCUAAAAUAAUCAUUAAGUCAUAAAUCUAAAAACCAUAUUUCAAGCUGAAAUCAAAGAGGAUUAAUAGUUUUUGAAAACCUUUCAAAAAAAGAAGAGAUGUUCUUGUCAAAAUCUGUUGUCUGUUGAUGAUGAAAUAUUUAAUUAGAAAUCAAUUUAAAUUUUGUUAGCCAAACUGGGGUUCGAUGUGAUACUUGCAUUUAAUGGAGCUGAGGCCAUUAGAAUUGUGGAGGAUGCCAUUCCGUGCAGUCCAAAAUGCUAAUUAUUCACCAUAAUAUUGAUGGACUACCAGAUGCCGAUUAUGGAUGGAUGUACAGCUACUACCAGAUUAAUAGAGAUGAUGCAUAAGAAAUAAAUCCCAAAAAUUCAUAUCAUCGGAUUAACUGCUUUUACUAAUGCAACUGACAUUUCAAAUUGUAUUAAGGCUGGCAUGAGUGAUGUGUUAUCAAAACCUUUGAAUUUGAAAGAGCUGAAGGAAAUUUUGACUCUGAUUUGA
This is a messenger RNA of Paramecium tetraurelia, 2655 nucleotides long. RefSeq lists its product as uncharacterized. Gene Ontology annotation, biological process: phosphorelay signal transduction system. Lineage: Eukaryota; Ciliophora; Oligohymenophorea; Peniculida; Parameciidae. Gene Ontology annotation, molecular function: phosphorelay sensor kinase activity. The record is from RefSeq and is a predicted model, not a curated record. The transcript is spliced from 3 exons.